AUGCCACUGCCAGGCCCUUUGAUGCAGACGGUCACGGUGGACCCGCGCCAGCUGCUUCGGGAGCUGAGCGAGAGUCAGGUGAGGGAGGCCCGGCUGGAGGAGCAGCUGAAGUUCGCCGAGGAGAGGCAACAGGAGCACGCAGCCAAGGAGCUGGUCCUGCAACAGCAGCUGACGGAUGAGAAGGUCCAGCGGGCGAGCGCAGAGGCUCAGGCCGGGGUGCUGCGCGAGCUCUGGCAGCAGGAGCGGCAGCAGGAGCGGCCGGCCCUCCCGGCACCGGAGGCCCCAGCGAAGCCGGCAAUCAUGGCCAUCCAAGACGCGGUGUCCAUGAAGGAGGAGGAGGACGUCGAGGAGAAGGCCGGGAUCUGGCGCGCGACGAUACUGCCGGGCUCCCGAUUCAUGGACAUGUUCGAGUUGUUCUACGGCUACACAGACAAAUGGAAGCACUUCUCCUCGACCAACUUCGUCACGCAUCAGCUCGGGGAGGAGGACCAGCGCCUCUUCGAGGCGGCCAAGGCGCGCUUCGAAGCCGUGGAGAAGCAGGAGUUAACCACGGCUGAGCUCUGGGAGUUCAUGCCUAGAAAGUCUACUGAGUGGCUGCCCUUGUUCAAGUCCGUGGAGGAGUACGAGGAGGCCAUCGGGAGACUCUAG
Messenger RNA from Symbiodinium natans, 648 nucleotides. The record is from the annotation of a GenBank genome assembly. Lineage: Eukaryota; Dinophyceae; Suessiales; Symbiodiniaceae.